CCCGGGUCACUUUCAAUAAGACACCAAUUUCCCGCACCGUCAGCCAUUUUUAAGUGAAUUUAUUUCACCUCACCAUGACACAAACAUCGGGAUACUCACUGUUCGCCUGUUCGGCACAGCCACAAUAUGGACAAUUUACUCAAAGAUAAUAUUACACCACAGCAGUUAAAAUUAGACUGUUUCACAUAUUUUACUUUUUUUAAUGAAGAAGCUGAAGAUGGAAAUGUGAAAUUAAAGAGAACAGUCUCUACCACAGUUACAUGUUUGUAUAAAAACUAAUGCCGGGCGUGUGGAAUGUUUUCCUGGUUUAUAGCUUUGGUUAUAGGGAAGAUAUCACGAAGAUUUGUUUUGACGGAUAAUCACACUGUUUCCUCAAUUGUUGUGACGGACACUGUCGUGGCGUGUUUUACGUAGGCAUUGUGCACAGCGGUAAGGAUAAAGAGCAAAUCAAUGGCGGAGAAUGCGGAUGGAGGGCCAUUACCCCCUGGAUGGGAUCGUAAAUAUGACCACAGAACAGGCAGAUACUAUUUCGUCAACUACUUCAACAAAACUACAACGUGGGAUGACCCUCGAUCACGCUAUAAGCAACUGGCUCAAAACAUUCCACAGCAUGUACCUGUUCUUGAGCCUAUUCCAUUACAGGACCUAACAAACAUGCGACCAAGCCCUGUUGCUGGACGACCUGGCUUUGGAACACCAUAUUCAUCUCCUGCACGGAGUGCAACAGCUACAGCACCAUCAGCAAAUGACACUGAAAUUGCUGUUACAAAAAUCAGUGCUAUGUUUCCAACUGUCAGUGAAACACACAUUCGGGCAUUGCUUAUCAAGUACCAUCAUCGUGAGGCAGUAGUAAUGAGUGCCCUCCAGGUGGAGAAGUACCCACUGUCAACACCAGGCCCAGGGACAAUUGCCUCUCCACCUGUGGCAGGCCGGCUCUUGGGCCUGGGUCUCGGCCCACCAUAUGAUAGUCCCCGGCUGGCGACUCGUCCACCACAUUCCUCCCCAAAGAUGAAAUUGAGGUACCUGAAGAGUGUAUUUCCAAAAGCAGAAGAAACAGUGUUGCUUGAUAUUUUAAGCAACUCUGAAAACAAUGUACAGAAGGCAUCAGAGAAACUUCUUGCUAUGGGGUUUGAAAAAAGGGACACACCACCUCCACGCCUUACACUCCGCCAGAAAGAGGAUGAACAGAAGGCAGCUGAACCACAGGCUGCCACCCCAACACCACCUCCACGCAUGAAGAGUAUUGAAGAGAAACAAAAAAUGAAGGGACGACUGCAAGAACAGUAUCAGUCUGUACCAGAGCGUGUUAUUACAAUAGCACUGGACAGUGUAGAUUAUGAUGAGGAACGAGCUGCACAUAUUCUGCAAAUAAUGGUGCAGGAAGAUGAACAAAAACCUGUUGAACAAAAACUUCCUCUAAUGCCCCAGCCACAAUCCAGGCCUACUCCACCACCACCAGAUGUUCCAGCUGUGUCACCAACUCCUGGAAGGAAACCUUCUGAGAAGCCACAGUCACGCAGACUCAAAGGAAAGAAAGAAACCCCAAAGGUUUCUAGAGGUACAAGUACUACUGAAGAUAAAGAAUACAAAUCUUCCUAUACAACAAAAGUUACUGGGCCUAACAGGAGUUUGCCAAAAGGACCAAAUGAUGAUCUUCUCUUAACUGAUUACAUGACAUGGAAUGGUCCCAAUCCAGAUAUGGUAAAGGGUCCGGAUCGUUCACUACUCUCAGAACGAAGUUACAUUGCAAGGGGCCCAGAUCCUUCAUUACGUAAGGGUCCUAUAUUUGGUCUGGCAAAGGGUAGCUUGUACUCUUGCCGACGAGCUGCGCAGACUGAGUCUGGGGAGUCUCGUGGAAAAUAGCGGCCGCUGUUAUGUGGGCUGCUGUAGAACUAACCAGCUAAGUUGUAUUUGUCUCAUUCUCACAGCAGUGCCAUGCUGAGACGGAAAUGAACCUGCAGGUGACACCUUUUAAACAUGUAUUGGUUGGAUCUAUAGUGUGUAAGAAACAAUUCUUGUAUUUUUCUGUAGAUUGCAGUGAUUUAACCAGUAGCCUUGUCACCUGAUACUAAAAAAAACAUAGUUGUUUCUGUGUAGUGAUUGUUGGUCACCCAUCACUGUGCAAAUUUGUUUUCCUGGUAAACUGGUGUGGACUUGUUACUCCUCAGAGCUAUGUGUGUGCUGUAAGUGGUAUUAAUGUUGAAGUAUGUGCAAUAUAUGCUGAAAUGUGUUUGUCAUACUUGUAUUAUUAGUUUUAGGUGAGCCUGUGUGUAGGAGCUACAGCAACUUAAAAGGUCACAACAUACCUUCUGUGGCUGGUACUGUCUUAUUUUAUUGUAAUAUUUAGGACUAUCUAAAGAAAAAUGUUCCACAAAGUGUGUGUACUAACCAACACAUAUAGUUACUGUAAGUUUCUAUCAUUGGAAUUAUUCUUCAGUUUGAUUGUGUGUUUUGCAAGAAAAUACAGCUCUCUCACAUUUUUCCUGUAAGAGAUAUGGGGACUCUUUACCUUCUUCAAGCAAACCUGAACACAGACAUUUGCCAUUGGUCCAUUUUAAUUCUGUCGAAUAAAGUGGUGUAGUGGUAAGACAUUGGACUUGUAUUCAGGAAGAAGGUGUUUCAAACCCCGAGCUGGCCCUAAAUUUAGGUCUUCCAUGGGUAAGUCCUUAAGACAGCUGCCUCAACAAUUCCUUUAAAAAGGAAAAGACCAAUUCCCUUUCCGAUCCCAGCAUGUCUGUGUCUCUAUUGAACUUGUUGCUGAUGGGACAUUAAACUCUAAUCUCCCAUCCUUUUGAGUUUCAUUCUAGGCAGCACUACAGAGCCUUUUAAUGUGACUUUCAAAAAUUACUUUCGAGAAAUGUCAGUAUUUGAGGCUGUGGAGGAUUUUUUAAUGUCACAUGAUGUGUGACAUCUGUGUACAUAGACUGUGCACAUAAUAAUUCCUUCAACCUUAAGAUCUUUUUACCUCCCAGCCUUACUCUAAUUUCGGCAUUUAAUUUUUACCUGUGUGAUUUAUGAACCAUCUGAGGGUCUCUGCAUUAGCUAUCCAUUGAAAUAGCCAGCUUGAAUUGUGCUGCCAGAAUUUUUUUUAUGUUUCCCAUAAAUUUGAUAGAGAGAGAGAGGGGGGGGGGGCAAGGUUAAAUUUCCUGAUAAUCUGAUUAUUCACCAGUAUUAUGGGCACUGUUUGCGUGCACUGUGCAUUGUCAGGUCAAGUCAAGACACUGAUGGCAGUGAUCUGGUUUAUGAAUUGCUGUAUUAGACUGGACAGUUCCUUGUUGUUUUUCAAGAGGGAACAUCUGCACUACUGUUAAUUUCUCUUCCUUUCUUUUUAUUCUAAACAAGUACAUUACAGAUACAACAGUAUACACUCAAAUAUUCAUCAUAGUCAAUCACAUGUUUCAGUUACUUAUUAUACUUAAUACAGCUAUAAGUAUAACUGAAUAUCUCACAGUUUGGUUGGAAGUCAUCAUGAUUCACAUUACAAGAAGAUACUGUUGGGCUUUGUCAAAAUAUUGUGUGGUUAAUGGAACCAGUUACGUGGCUGGUCACUUCAAGUUUACCUUUAUUGCACUCAGUUUGGGUAGUGCAUCUGAUAUCAAUACUAUUCCCACUAUUGCAAUUUGCUAAGGUCAGCCUCAAUUCUUAAUUCUGAAAAAUCAUUUAUCAUAGUAUAUUAUUGCUUUCUUUAUAGAAAUUUUACUGUCCUCCAAUUUUGUGUUUGUUAGCCAGUUUAGCAACUAACUGUCAAUUCUUUUGCCUGUCAUUCCCCACGUACAAGGUCAGAGUAUCAAGAGUCUUCAUCUGGUAACAUUACAGUUAUGGAUAAUUAUGGUUCUCCCCAGACAUUAGUUGCAAUACACAGUAACUUCCACUGUUCUGUCAAAUGUACUUUGCAGUUACAUGUAUUAUCAGAAUGACAUUUUCUACCCCCUUUAGUUGCCUCACUAAAAAUGUCACGAAAAGUUUUAAUGAAUUAGGAUUUUUAAAAUGACUGUCUCAUUUAUAAAUUAAAACCUUUUAGUAACACCCUAUCUCCAUGAACUGACACUAUUAUGAUAAAGAAUUAAUGACAUUAUACCUGACAUUAGAAAAAGAAUUGCCACUGUGUAAUUAUAUAUUUCAUUCAAACCUAUACCUAUGAUGUCUGACUUCCGGCCGACAUAUCAAUUAUGACUUUCCUUUUCAAAUUUAUGAACUGUGGCAGUGCUGGAUACAGCUUCCUUAUCGAAGAUCCUAUUAUUUUAUGAUAAGCAAACAUAAUAUUUGUUUUCUCAGGUUUGCCCAGGCCAUCAAAAUUAUGUAUCCUUUUUUAAUUUUAUUGAUUGUAAGCCUGCUUUACCCUUAAUAAAACAUUGUACAGAGUACUGUAGGCUAGCAGUUGUUAAGUUGUGAGAGUGUAUUUAUUGUCUCCUCACAUUUCCCCUAGCUACAGCACUUUCGUUGGCAUCUUGAAUGCCUUUAUGAAAUAUUCGUGGAAACUUUCUAGAAAGACUGGGACUCAGUCUUAAUGGUAUCAGUUUUAAUCAGUCAAGAAGUUUGUUUUGUCUUUUCUGUUUUGUACAAUUUGUAUUUCAUCGUUACUUGAUUAAAGUGUUAGUGUAUGUUUCUCAAUUCUGUACAUGACAUUUUAUCUGUUAUUAAAAGACAUUAUUAUUCAUUCUUUAAUACAUUCUCUUGAUUUGUAACAAUCUGAGAACACAUGAUAAUGGAAGCUGACAUCAUGACUCUCUCUCUCUCUCUCUCUCUCUCUCUCUCUCUCUCUCUCUCUCUCUCUCACACACACACACACACACACACACACACACACACACACACACUGUUGUAUCUCAGUUUUUUGAAUCUCAUUUGCUAUCAGAUUUUUGUUGUUAAUUUCAUACCUGUUGACCAGCUGUACAUAUCUCACUAGCUUUGAUCCCAGUAUAACCAUUGUAUCAUACCAUUUCCUCUAACUUGUCCAUCUCUUUCACUGAGUGAAAGAAACUUCGGCUUCAGAAGCUUAGGUCUUUUUCAGCUUUUGUUCAUGUAUGUGCCUAAGCAAGCAGAUUUUCCAAUUUUCUUGUUUAUGGAUAAUUAUAUGUCAAUUUUUUACUUCAUUUGCACACUCCUAAGCAAUUAAUAAUAAAAGCUGCUGUGACCCUAAUGCUAUUGUGGAGUACGUAAUGGCCUUUUAAAUUUCAAAGGCUACAGGGAGUAAUAAAAAUGAUGUUUGUGAUUUCUGUCAUGGCUGUGGACACAAAAGAUGAUUGAAAGAGAUUUCUGUUGCUUGUUACAAACACAGUAUAUUUUGUGAAACUAGAGUGUAAAUAUCCCAAGUGUCUUGCAAACAUCAGCUGUAGGAUGUUCAUUGCUUGUUCCUCUAAAAUAAAAACUCUCAGGUUUUGCGACAUUUUUGUCAGAGAAUUACUCAAUAGGAUUGCAGUGAAUGAAAAUUUGCAAAGUAUGAUGACAGGUUAAUUAGUAAUUGAGGUUUUCAGAUAUCAGUAUUCUAUAGAAUGCAAAAAUGAGACCCAGUAUUUCACUUUCACAUGAGAGUGGCAGUGAUACUUUUUGAACCAAGCUGUAGCUACAAUUGACAGCCCUAGUUAAUUAAGACAUGUUUCAUCAGCAGGUGUGGUUUAACUGGGAAUGAUAGAAGAGUAGUAAAAUGGGGACAUUUGACUGCCUGUUUUCUUAUAGGGGCCAAAGGGAUCAGCUGUUAUGAUAGUUAAGAUUCUUCCUGUUGAUCUCUACCAAACUCAUUGUCACUGUUUUUCAUAAUAUAACCUAGCAGAAAGAUGUAUGUAACAUAUUUUACUACAGCAACAAUAAUGAAUUAUAAACUGUCAAUUUGCAUUUAUUUUAUAAAAAUUCAUAUAAAAUUUGUGCAUAAAGAAGUUAUUUCUCUAUCCGGAUGCAGUAACUGUAAAACUUCUGUAGUAGUAGAGUCUAAUUUGAGCACCAGUACAUUAGUAUUAUGAAACUGGUAACGUUUUAAUAAAUUGGCAUUUUGUUUAGCAUCAAAUUUGCAAAUGCAUUGACUAAAACUUUUAGGAAUUUGGGUCAAAAUAUUAAGGAUUGUCUAGAGCUGUGAAUUUGGAUUUAGGUAAGGCAUUUUAUGUUAGUGGUACUAAUUGCAAAUGUUUACAGGAAGACCACCAUUUGAAAUUUUGGCAUGUGCAGAAGUGACAAAAUAGUGUAAUCUCAUUGAAAUCAUAGAGAAGAGGGUGAACUGAAUAAAAUUCAGCCACUACCUGCCUUAAAUUUUUGCUUGGAAAUGUCAUGUUUGUCAUGAAGCAUAUUGUGUAUUAUGUAUCAUCUAUGUACAAAAGUGAGACCCAAUUAAUAAAAUGAUA
This is a messenger RNA of Schistocerca piceifrons (Central American locust), 6332 nucleotides long. RefSeq lists its product as uncharacterized. NCBI's taxonomy places the organism in Eukaryota, Metazoa, Arthropoda, Insecta, Orthoptera, Acrididae. Bases 451 to 1863 code for a protein of 470 amino acids. Gene Ontology annotation, biological process: regulation of DNA-templated transcription; negative regulation of organ growth; cell migration. The record is from RefSeq and is a predicted model, not a curated record. Gene Ontology annotation, molecular function: molecular adaptor activity; kinase binding; ubiquitin binding. The transcript is spliced from 9 exons. Gene Ontology annotation, cellular component: cytoplasm.